Molecule: messenger RNA, 3108 nt
Organism: Neodiprion virginianus
Lineage: Eukaryota; Metazoa; Arthropoda; Insecta; Hymenoptera; Diprionidae
Product: maternal effect protein oskar-like
Exons: 8
Coding region: 276-1568 (430 amino acids)
Source: RefSeq, a predicted model, not a curated record
UCGAGUCUUCGCAGUUGGCAGACACUGGUAGACACGCGUAGAUCGGCGUUCGACUGUUCUGCGGAGUAAAAGCCGUUCCGGCAGAGGUAAUAAGUUUCUAAACGGAUUCACGUCUUUGCGAUUCGGUAAAAGACAGUGAGCGAGUCUCUCGACAAUAUUUCCUAGUGUCCUCGUGUGUGAGUUAGUGAUUGAGUGAUAUACGCUCAUUCGGAGAGGAGACAGCGAGGAAAGAAAAGUCCCCAAGCAACACGGUGAGCACUCGCAAAGCUAACGUCAUGACGUCGCAGGAGGCGGUAAAAAAAAUGGUCAAAUCUUGUAUUGUCUCACGCAAGGGCGGCGUACCUUUUCCUGAAAUCGAGGAUGAUUACAGGGCCUUAGUAGGCGAAAGUAUACCGUAUGCCCAACUGGGUUACACAAGUCUUCAGAGUUUUGUAAAAAGCAUCGACUUCGUUGACGUGAGAACUAAUCAUUUCGGUGACUCGGUGCUUUUCGUGUCUGAUCCAAAAGUCGCCCAUAUCGACAGUCUUGUGAGAAAGCAGAAAAAUCCAUCCAACCAGAGGAAGAGAAACCGAAGGCCGAAAAAACUUGCAGCAACUACUCCCCGGUCGGAAAGAUUUACCAGAAACACGAAGAUCGCGUAUACUAAGUCGAAAUGGUACACCUCCUCAAGCAGGACGAAAAAGAACUACUGGGUAGAAAAAAAUAACGAACGUAGAGACAUGGAUCGGUUUAAUAACUUCAACACUGGACGGACGGGGAUCCAAAAUUGUAGUAGUAGCCCAAAUUUUCACAGCUACAACGAUCGUUCAUGGAGCACAAAAGCCCCGGCAUCUUUGAGCAGUAUCGACGACAACAUGUACAACUACAACUCAGAAUGUGAAAAAAGAUAUGCCGAGGGCUACCGAAGCUGGAGAUUCAAUAUUCGCGUCGCCGACAACAAAGAUGCAGAGGAAGUUCUGUUAGAGCCGUUGGUUAACGGGCACCAGUUAAUCGGUGAUGAUUUUUUUCUACAACUGGCGAUAAAAAAUUUUGGGGCACAACCUUGGAAGCCAGAAGCCAGAGCCGGAAUUGAGUGCGGAUUAUGCAUUUCUGGUCAAACGAUCGAUGAUUGUCGUCGAAGACUGGAGAAAACCCAGUUCUUAUCUGGCAAAAUAACGAUUUUGCUCGGUGCCGUUGACGUAUUUCGAGGUCACAGCUUGGAGAAAAUGGUGAGGGACAUGAAGAACUUGCUAGAUGUUUGCAGGGACAGAUUUAAUUUGACUGAGGUUACGCUCUGCACUAUUCCGCCAUUGGCUAAUUACUCCGUAAGAUGUAACCUUAGCAAGUUAUCCGUGCUUUACUCAUUCAACAACUGGAUCAAAUUGCACAGCCAAUACAGUCCCGACGACUCGUACAUUCAUCACUAUAACGUGAUCGAUGUCUUCUCCAAAUUUACCGACGGAAAUAACCGCACCCUUUACGACUACUUUCAAAUAGACGCGAGAAUGGUAUCCGGAUGUCGGUAUCCUCACGUUUUAUGGAAUGCCAAAGGACGCCGCCUGGCGAUCUCAAUGCUUGAGAAGCAGUGAGUUCAAUGUGUUUUUUUAGUAAAUGUGGCUUUCCGGGCUGCAGAAUAGUUUCUACAUCUGGCGUCUUGCACCUUAGCGUAGUUUUGACAUUUUAAUAUCCAUUUGUAUGCUAAUAGAAGUAUUUAUACACUCAUCAAGCGUUGGUGAGUCACAGGGAGAGAAAGUUUUUGACCGCUUUAUGUCAUGGUCAUUGUUAUUUUAAAGUGGUUUAAUUAACGUGAGUGGUUGUAAAGGAUUAUUUAUUCCAAUUAAAAGAUCAAAUUUGUUGCCCCAGCAUCUUAUUACUUUUCACCUGAAGAGCUGCUGUGUCUAAAUGCAUGGAAGGAGAAAUUAAAAAUCUGAUUUACAUCUUUUUUGUCUUUGUACAUUCGUACGGUACUAAAGUCAAAAGUGAUAAAAAUUGAUUUUUACGUUCGUACAAGUUCGCGCCUGGAUAUCUAUCGAGUUUAUGAAAUUGAUUAACUUUGUGGAAAGCUACUAAUUAGUUUCAUACUUUUCUCAUCCAAGAAUUUUAAUAAUUUGUACGAAAUAAUGCAAGUUAAUUGGAAACAUUCCCUCCCCACUACGUAGGCGUUAUGUAUGUAUCUCCAUGUGGGAGGUAGUACGAUUUUGUGGUAAUUAUUCCAGACUUUCUGCAGGGCAACGUUUCCGCUAAACGAAAUGUUCGUAAUGAAUUCAGAAUAAACCGAAUCCAAAUUUCACUGCUCACAUUAGAUCAUGGGUGUAACACCGAAAAAUAUUGAAUUCCGUAAAAAGAAAAAUAGCGGAGAAGCGAUCUCGUGAAUCUUUUCACCCCGACCAAGUAAUUUCAGAAUAACGUUACGAUCAUGAAAAGGAAACUUUGUUCGCCUGUAACUUCCGACAUUUCAUUUCACAAAAGAAGACGUAUUCGUGAAUUUUUUACUCAUUGUCAGUCAGUUUUUACUCUGCAAAAUCGAAGAAACAAAUAUGACCGUGAUGAACGGAAAGUCAAAUUUAAUACUGAGAAUAAUUUUUAUUGUAAUUAAAAAAUAGGCGUUCAUGUGUAGUAUUUAUUUUCGCUAUUUAUCUAAAUAUUGAUAUCUGAUUGUCUAUCAUGUACAUACAAUAAGUAUUUCUAUAAUAUACCCGCGAUUAUUUGGUGCUGUGCAUCAAAUGCGUUGUGUAAAAUACUACUAGAUACCCAACGUCUGGUUGUAUACAGCGGUGGUGAAAUUAAGAAAUUAUAGCAUGUAGUUAUACUAUGUCUAAUAUGAAUCUGUAAAUUUAUUCCUGUAAAUAGCAUGUAAGUAUCGCUAUUAAAGCAAUCGGUGUAAAUCAACAACAAUUUCUUUUUACUUCACUUAAUUUCUCAUAUUUUCUCAUUCGGCUAAUGCAUAACGAAUUACAAACAUUUGUUAUAGAUUCUCAAAUAAAACGAACUUUCUCGUUUGUACGUCAUAAUAAAUACAACUGAAUACUAUAACUGAAUUUACACUAUACACACAAAACACAUGCAUAUCGAAAAUCAUUCUUAUUCAAACUCUUUGUUUUUUUUGUACCGACAACAGAAAUUACGAAA